GUGAACGUCACUUCCUUCGAUAAACAUUUUUCGGCUAGCAUCCUGUGGUUCGAGGCAUUUUUUCUCGGAGAAGAAGUAUCCUUUUACCAUACAUCAUGGCGUCCUUACACGCCUUUGUGCUGGUGGAUUAUAUUAUUUUUGGGUUGACUAUUGCUAUAUCGAUUGGUAUUGGUUUAUACUACGCCUUUGCUGGCGGCCGACAAAAAACAACAUCGGAAUUUCUUGUUGGAAACCGCAGAAUGAAAGUCCUUCCUGUAGCUAUUUCGUUGAUGGUUUCCUUCGAGUCUUCCAUUAUGAUGCUUGGAGUUCCAGCAGAAGUCUACGAAUACGGCAUCCAGUAUGUUUUGCAGCUAGUUGGCUUCUUCGUCGCUAACAUAUUGGCAAUCAACAUCUUAGUCCCACUACUUCAUCCACUUAAAAUCACCAGUGCAUAUGAGUACCUAGAACUACGGUUCAAGUCCCGAGCGGUCAGACUUACUGGUACCUGCCUCGGCAUCCUGUCUUAUACGUGUUAUAUAGGAAUUGUUCUAUUUGGACCCGGUGUGGCAUUGGAGGCAGGUAAGGCACAUGGAGGACUAAAGGCCGUUAUAUGGACAGAUGUGUUUCAAGCUGCUGUAAUGUAUACAGGGAUGGCGGCUAUACUUAUAAAGGGUUCCAUAGAUGCAGGUGGUGUAAAGGAGACCUGGAGGAUAGCCAAUGAGAACGGACGCGUUAACUUGUUUAACUUUGAUCCGGACCCAACAGUACGGCACACGUUUUGGAACUUAUGUAUUGGGUCUCUGAUUCGAGGUUUCGGCUUUAUGUUCAACCAGUCGACUAUCCAGCGUAUCAGUGCCACGCCCACUGUUAAGGACGCCAAAAGGAUGCUGUUUAUCACCGCCCCAGCCUUCAGUAUCACCCUGACCUGUGCCGCUAUAGAGGGAAUUGUGGUUUACGCCUAUUACCAUACACUAGGGUGUGACCCACUUAAGUCAAAACAGAUCAACAAUCCCAACCAGCUGAUACCGUUUAUGGUGAUGGACAUCUUCAAGAAUCUUCCCGGCAUGCCAGGCCUGUUCAUUGCGUCAUUGUUCAGUGCUUCUCUCAGCACCCUGUCUUCCGGUUUGAGUAGUAUGUCUGCUCUCCUGUACACUGACGUCAUAAAACCUCACACCAAACCAAUGUCACAGUUCAAGGCCACUGUCAUCGCUAAGCUAGCAGUGGUAUUCUUCGGCUGUUUGGCUGUUUGCGUGGCCUUUCUCAUAUCUUUGGUGGGAGGCAACUUGGUCCAGAGAAAUGCCACCUCUUACGGUGGCAUAUCGAAAGGGAUGGAGAACUCUCGAUGUCAAAACAAUCGACUCUCUUUUCUCACACUCAUCGAAAAUCACAUUUCCACUGGAUGUACAGAUACUUCCAGGUAUCGCUGGAAAGAUUUGUCAUUUUUCUCCCAUAAACCUCCUACCUCCACAGAAGGUAUCGCAAAGUUAUACACAAUAUCCUACUUAUGGUUGAGUGUUAUUGGCAUCUUGACUGUCUUCAUAUUUGGAGCCAUCUUCAGUCUAAUGACAGGACCUAUGAAACCGGAGGAUGCCAAUCCAAUAUACUUGGUAUCGUUUGCGGAUAAGGUCAUGUGCUAUCUCCCCUUGUCUUGGAGGAAGCGGCUCCGACUCGGCGUCGACUUUGAACAGGCUGAAAAGUUUCACGAUGCGGCUGCCGAGCUCGACGAGUUCGUGUUGAAAACAGAGAAAGAGGGUAUGGAGGUUACGUAUGCUGAACCUGUUAUCUCCCCUGUAAAAGGGAACGUCCCGGAUGUAAAUAUCAAGUUAACGAUUAAAGACGAGGAACAUGUCGCUGCAAAUGGAGAUACCGAAGCACAUAUAGAGACUAUCAACGAGGUAGUCGCAAAAGGUCACGAAACAGAAGUGGAGGGGAUAAAAACUGUUAAACAAAGUUGAUUUUUUUAAAAUUGUUGAAUGGUGAGAUCAUGUGAAAAGAAUUCGUUUCUACCAUUGUUUCGGAAAACAUACUUAUGUAUAGAUUGUUUUAAAAUGAGUUGCAUUAUAGAGAAUUUCAUUUUCAUCUAUAAAUAAAAUAUUUUGAAUUAGAUAUAUAUUAUAUCAAUAACUUUCUGCUAAAAUGUUAGCAGUGUAGUUUCUAUUUUAUUUGGUUUUGUAAAUGUCAAUAAAAAAAUUGA
Messenger RNA from Mizuhopecten yessoensis (Yesso scallop), 2173 nucleotides. RefSeq names its product sodium-dependent multivitamin transporter-like. The record is from RefSeq and is a predicted model, not a curated record. Gene Ontology annotation, molecular function: symporter activity. Lineage: Eukaryota; Metazoa; Mollusca; Bivalvia; Pectinida; Pectinidae. Gene Ontology annotation, biological process: sodium ion transport; transmembrane transport. The transcript has 15 exons. Bases 96 to 1934 code for a protein of 612 amino acids. Gene Ontology annotation, cellular component: membrane.